AUUUCUCAUUAUAUAUUGGGUAACGCUUUCGAUCAGAACAAAAAACAGUUCACAUCAAAAUUUGUAAAAAUGUCGGCAAAAAUGAACUCCAUACAGUUGAGACUUUUAAAACAUUUACUAAGCAGAAGCUAUCGUAAUUCACCAUCAAAGCGGGCCAUAUUUGAUGUAGCUAACAUGAAAGAAUUUGAAAAAAAAGUUAAGCGCUCUAAGUUGCCAGUGUUGGUCGAUUUUCAUGCCAGUUGGUGCACGCCCUGUAAGGCGCUCACUCCUCGUCUAGCAAACAUUAUAUCAGAGCAGAGGGGCCGUCUCCGUAUGGCCCGUGUCGAUAUAGAUGAAUUUACCGAUUUGGCACUGGAUUAUAAUGUGGGUUCGGUGCCGUCACUUCUCGUCAUGCACAAUGGUAAGGUGCUUAAUCGUUUGGUUGGACUGCAGACAUCAGACUAUAUUCGAAAUUGGCUCGCUAAAGUGAUCAAAAACUGUUCCCCUAACUAGAUUUAUAUAUAUAUUAGUGAAUAUAAAAAAAUAAACGUUGUUUUUCAUAAUACAAA
Molecule: messenger RNA, 548 nt
Organism: Drosophila montana
Lineage: Eukaryota; Metazoa; Arthropoda; Insecta; Diptera; Drosophilidae
Product: thioredoxin, mitochondrial
Exons: 2
Coding region: 70-492 (140 amino acids)
Cellular component (GO): cytoplasm
Molecular function (GO): protein-disulfide reductase activity
Source: RefSeq, a predicted model, not a curated record